Molecule: messenger RNA, 2205 nt
Organism: Pedinophyceae sp. YPF-701
Lineage: Eukaryota; Viridiplantae; Chlorophyta; Pedinophyceae
Source: the annotation of a GenBank genome assembly
AUGGAGGUGAAUGUGCGAGUGCGAGCGGCCGUGGGCGCGGCGUUGGACGCGCGCGCUGCGCAGAGGACCCGCGCAUCUGCGCGGGGAGCGGCGCCGCGCGCACGUGCAGGCCGUGUCGGGCGUGAGCGGGGAUGGUCUGCUCUGUGGCGCACUGAGCGCGGCUGUAUCAAAGCCACGGCGAUCGCUCCCGCCGGUCCGGACGCCGAAGACGUAGUGACCAAUCCCUACGGGAUGGACGAGUUCGUGCCCAGCAAGGAGUUCAUCGCGCAAGCGUACGUGAACGGCCGCGCCCAGUACGAUGAGAUGUACAAGGAGUCUCUCGAGAACCCGGACGCCUUCUGGGCCAAGAUAGCGGAAGACUUCCACUGGCACAAGAAGUGGGACGGCCCCGUGCACAAGGAGAACUUCGCGCGGUCCAAGGGCAAGGUCUUCACCUCGUGGUUCGACGGCGCGAUGACGAACGUGUCGUACAACUGCCUGGACCGCCACAUCGCCAACGGACACGGCGAGCGCGUGGCCUUCCACUUCGAGGGCAACGACCUCGGCGUCACCGACACCUGGACCUACAACCGCGUCAAGGACGAGACGUGCCGCAUCGCCAACGCCCUGAAGGAGCUCGGCGUCAAGCAGGGCACCGACGUGUCCAUCUACAUGCCGAUGACGCCGGAGCUCCCCGCGACGAUGCUCGCGUGCGCGCGCCUCGGCGCCGUCCACUCGGUCGUCUUCGGCGGCUUCUCCGCCGAGGCGCUCGCCGACCGCAUGCUAGACUCGAAAGCGGAGGUCCUGGUCACGUGCUCCUCGGUGUCGCGCGGCCCGAAGACCAUCGAUUUCAAGGCUAUCGUCGACGAGGCCAUGGGCAUCGCGGAGCAGCAGGGCCACGCGAUCCCGAAGUGCGUUGUGCUGCAGCACGGGACGACCGCGGACGCGAGCAAGGUCCCGAUGAAGAAGGGGCGCGACGUGUGGUACCACGACGUCGUGCCGCGGCAGUCGACAGAGUGCGCGCCGGUGUGGGUGGAGGCCGAGACGCCGCUGUUCAAGCUGUACACGUCCGGGUCCACGGGGAAGCCCAAGGGCGUGCAGCACACGACGGCGGGGUACAUGAUCGGCACGGCGACGACGUUCAAGUACGUGUUCGACUACAAGAUGGGCGAUGUGUACUGGUGCACGGCCGACUGCGGGUGGAUCACGGGGCACUCGUACCUCACCUACGGGCCCAUGCUCAACUGCGCCACCCAGGUGCUGUUCGAGGGCAUUCCGACGUACCCGGACUGUUCGCGGUGCUGGGACAUGGUCGACCGCUACGGGGUGACGAUCUUCUACACAGCGCCGACGGCGAUCCGGUCGCUGAUGUCGCACGGCGACGGGCCGGUGACGAAGCACUCGCGCCAGACGCUGCGCAUCCUCGGCACGGUCGGCGAGCCCAUCAACCCCGAGGCCUGGCGCUGGUACCACCAGGUGAUUGGCAACGGGGUGUGUCCCAUCGUGGACACGUGGUGGCAGACGGAGACCGGCGCGCACAUGCUGUGCCCGCUGCCGGGCGGCUGGCCGAUGAAGCCUGGCUCCGCGACGUUCCCGUUCUUCGGCGUCGAGCCCGCGGUGCUCAACGAGAAGGGGGAGGAGUUGGAGGGGGAGUGCGAGGGGUACCUCGUCAUGAAGCGGGCGUGGCCGAGCAUGAUGCGCACGCUCGCGGGCGAUCACGACCGCUUCGAGACGACGUACUUCGCGCAGCACGACGGCUACUACUUCACCGGCGACGGCUGCCGCCGCGACGCCGACGGCUACUACUGGCUCACCGGGCGCGUCGACGACGUCGUCAACGUCUCCGGGCACCGCAUGGGCACCGCGGAGGUCGAGUCCGCGCUCGUCAUGCACCCCGCCGUCGCCGAGGCCGCCGUCGUCCCCAUCGAGCACCCGAUCAAGGGGCAGGCCAUCUACGCCUACGUCACGCUCAUGGACGGGUACGACUACCCGCCGGACGGGGCGCUGAAGAAGGAGCUCGUCGCGGAGAUCCGGAAGCACAUCGGGCCGAUCGCGACGCCGGACGUCAUCCACUGGGCGCCGGGUCUCCCGAAGACGCGCAGUGGGAAGAUCAUGCGGCGCAUUCUCCGGAAGAUCGCGAACAAGGAGGAGGACUCGCUGGGCGACACGUCGACGCUCGCGGACCCGAGCGUGGUGACGACGCUGCUGGAGCUCCGGGGGAAGUGA